This is a messenger RNA of Chara braunii, 2449 nucleotides long. NCBI's taxonomy places the organism in Eukaryota, Viridiplantae, Streptophyta, Charophyceae, Charales, Characeae. The record is from the annotation of a GenBank genome assembly.
GGAUUCCGCCCAAGCGGCCCGUUAUAUAACAACACGCAGGGACCCUAAAGAGAAAGACACGGUGAUUGUUGAUAUACACAAUGAUGCCACCGACCUUACRAUACAAUACCUCCGCCGUCAUGGAGUGAUGGUCGUGUUCCAAGGACCCGGUGCUGAUGCGACCUUCGCUGUCAAAGAGCAAUGGCUGAGAACAAUUGAAGGUGGAUGGGAUCUGGCCAUUGCUCGGGGACAACAAGGUCGCAUCAGACCCGAAGGAGCUAAUAUGAUAAGUUAUUUAGCUCCCAACCAUGCCCUGCGAGAUUGGAUAGUCGAGACGCUUAAAUCUGAAGAGGGUGCCUUUGUUGGUGGUAAGCCGUGUAAAAUCUUGUAUCGGCCAUGGGCUACCCCUGCUGAAUUGGCGAGAGGGAAAGAUGAUGCCACGGCCCAAAAAUUUUGGAUUAGGGUGCUUCGUAUCCCCUUUUUGGCCAUGCCGUUUUUGCAAGCUGCGGUAGAAAAGGAAUAUGGACCAGUGCUCAAGUCACAUCCCUCCGAAAAGAACAAAGCAAACCCUCGUCUUGUCAACCGAUGUUAUGAUCUGCAUCCCAGGGCUCGAACGAAGAUUGAAAAAUUUCUCAAAUUUCGAUCUUCCCAGGGGUGGCACAAGCUCGAAGUAGUCACCCAGGACACUCUGUGGUGUGUAGACUGUAGGUGGUUUGGUCACAAGGAAGGUGACAAUGUGUGCCCGAAAAAGAAACCGUCGGCCACAGGAGCAUCAACAAGUUAUGCGGAUGCGGUGGCCGGAACUGAACAUGGCCCGACUGGACCAACGACUAAGAACCCGGUCAAUCCACGGGUGAAUGCUGUUCCAGUCAAACCCGCGGGACCUGCAGCGCCGGGACCUCUUGGGAGCCCGGCCCCGCUUCCCGUGGGAGCACAGCCUUUACCAUCUCAGUCUCUGGGAGCCACUAGGAGUCUCACACCUGUUCCUGCACAACCCGCUGUGCCUGUGAAGACUCCUGCCGGAUCUGGGGUCCCCCUGGGACCUGCUACGCACCCUGCACAGCCCUCUGUGGCUGUGAAAACUGCAGUGGGAUCUGGGAACCCCCAGGGACCUUCAGCGCACCUGGACCCUGGCCAAGCCGACUCGGGAACAGGAUUACCUCAGGGGCUUGCUGUGAAUCUUGACGUUGAUCGAACUGGCUUAGGAACUGGAAUGGGCCAGGGACCUACUGUGCAGUCUCCUGCCCUUGGCCAUGAUGGUUCAGGAACCACGCUGCAGCAGCAGCAAUCGCCGCUGUCUCAGGGACCGCUUACACAGACUGAACAGCCCGAGAAAACAAAACAGCAGACCGAACGCACCGAACAGGUGGGACUCGUCACUCCGUUGCGAGCACGGUCUCCUCAUGAUGGAGACUGGGACCGCCUUUCUGAACAACUGCCCCACGACGGUACUGCGUCCCUUCCCCCUGUAGAAGGGAUCCACCCGACACUGGAUCACGCGAUGACGGACCUUAGGGUCGAGGCCCAACCACAAAAUGAUCAGACCGGAACGACGCAACUGGGGAAUGAACAGCAGCUUUCCAUGUCACAUGCUGGACCUGAGGAGCUUAUGCGUCAGCAAAGACAACAGUCUUUUAAAAAGAAGGGUGUCACUGGCGGGCCUAAAGCGGCGUCCCACCCUUAUGCAAGACCAAAGGAACACACUGGGGAGAAGACUGGGCUGCAGCAAAUUGUCACUGAAAGUUGGGCAGAUGCUGCCGACGCAGCUGACGAUGACACACGUGCCUACCAAAGACCCUUCGAACCUAUCCGUGUUGAGACCUUUCCGGCUAAUGUACUCGAAGCUAUGGCGGUCGGCCAGACCUGUGUUGUUGUCCCCUUUGUCUUCAUGGCACAAGAAGGCAUGCUCCAAGUGCUGGCUCAGAUUGAUGCGACCGGGAUUCUUCGCAUUCCUCACUUCCAGGUGUUUGAAGACCCCAAACCGCAAGUGGUGCUGCGAGAGGUCCGAAAAUGGCUACACCCAGCAUUCCGCGUACGAUGUUUUCCAGAGCUUGAAUGGGUCAGAUUGACUCCUACUAACGACCAARGCAGAACAGAUCUCAUGUUUUUCUCACUGAUUGAUGCAGUGGCAAGACCUGCUGUAGCUGCCCCUCCUUUGUCGAGCGUUAGGUGGCUCAGUUUGGCGUUGCUGCAGAACCCCGCUGGCCAAACGGUCACAGACACUAAAAUUACUGACUGUUGGACUGCGUCUUUGAUGCAUCAAGUGGAUGGCCAUCUCCCUUGGCACAAGAGCAUUUUCUCCCACAAUUUUUUGUCUCUGAAAUGUGCGGAGUGGGAAGAUGUCAUCGCCUAGAAUGAUGGACAGAUUGCGGUUAGUCACCUGGAAUAUCAGAGGACUGGGAUCAUGCAGAGUUGCUGCUAAAAGAUCCCUCAUUAAAACUCUGGCACGUAACAAAGGAAUCCAGAUCCU